Molecule: messenger RNA, 16680 nt
Organism: Schistosoma haematobium
Lineage: Eukaryota; Metazoa; Platyhelminthes; Trematoda; Strigeidida; Schistosomatidae
Gene: MED13L
Product: Mediator of RNA polymerase II transcription subunit 13-like
Exons: 16
Coding region: 5995-9003 (1002 amino acids)
Biological process (GO): regulation of transcription by RNA polymerase II
Cellular component (GO): mediator complex
Molecular function (GO): transcription coregulator activity
Source: RefSeq, a predicted model, not a curated record
CUGCAGAACUUAAUUAAAAUAAUGUGGUUAUGAUUGGCAAUUAUUGGUACAAUGGGUGACUUUUACACAUUUUACAGUUGGCUUGUUUUUUCCUUGCACCUUUUGCCAAAGUUGAUUCACAUUUUGUUUCAUGUCGAUUAAAUUGCUUUUUUGGACAAGUGAAAAACCAUAGUUUUCUAAGAGGAAUGCGAGAAAUAUAUAUUAACUCUAUAUAAAUUCCUGUUAUCAGUGCAGAAAGUCUGAUCCCCUGUGGACAUUGAGAAUAGAUCAUUUCCUACCCUAUUGUUUGACAUAAUACCAAUAUACAGUCUUACACAUAAUGAUUUAACUGAUGUAUGGCUCUUGACGUCAUAACCGACAAUACUUUCCUAUUAGCCUAACCAUGAUUCAACAACAGUCCACAUAUUAGCCUACUGAUUGUUUGAGUGCCUCAGGAAGUAAUGCGAUACCUGUCUGCAUGGCGGAAUAUUUCGCGUUUAGUUUAGGUGGUUAGUUAGAAAUAGUAAUGUAGCAAUGGAGUGAGCUCCACGUAAUAUGUCUAGUAUGAGCCAGUUGACAGGGCCUAAUGACGCUUCACUUGAGCAUUGCUUCACUAAUAUUUUCGCCUUGACUGAUUUCAGUGGUAUACAGUACAGAAAAUACAUCCUUCAUACUCCCAAAGAAUAUCAUGACCCGCUAAACGAUCCAAUUAUUAAGUCGUACACACUGUGCCAAAAGUAUGGCGUUCUUUCAGCCUGGGUGCGCUCAAAGCCAGAGUCAUCUGACUUAUCAAAUCCUUGCGCUUUUUCGAAGUUUGCUAAAGAGCUCUGGGUGUUUUGGUAUGGAAACGAUGACUUUCCAAAUGCUGAUAUCUGUAUACUGCCAGAACUCCGUAGGGAGGACCAUGGAAACUGGCGACAAGGUUUAUCAUAUGAAACAAGAACUGUCUUGUUUCGGGCCUUGCACAACGUUGUUGAAAGAUGUCUGCUUACUAAAGGGUUUGUCCGCUUAGGAAAAUGGUUUGUACAGCCUCGUAAAUGCGGUUGCAAUGAUGACAACGUACAGUACAGUGUCAGUUUUUCGUUCUUCCUACACGGUGAGAGUACGGUGUGUGCCAGUCUUGACAUUCGUCAACACGCUGCUGUCCAAAGAGUUGGAGUUGAACACAUCCAGAGUUGUGUCACAAGUCAGUCAACCAUACCUGUUAUCCUGGCACCUUAUGGAAUUUCUGCAGAGCUGACGGGUUUCGGUUUUGAAAAGAAGGACGGAGAUCUGAUGGUUGAAUCAGAAGCAUGGUCGACUUUUUACCCCCUCAGGCCUAGUCACGAAUGUGACCCUUCUAUGAGUGGUGUAACUGGUCUGCCGUUUUUUGCUAUGGCUACUCCUACACAUCAGAAUCCACGUCAGCAGAAUAGAUUUAGUAGUGACAAGAAGCGGACAGUAGAAGAAAUCAAUCGACGGUGUCUAGAUACCCCACCCAAAUUUGUUGAGGUGAUCGUUGGUAAGUUAGCGCUAAAAUCUGUGAUAUCGAUUUCCAAUCAUCCCCAAGCUAUGUAGACAACCCACUCAAACAAUAUGACCCUUAAUUCACUCUUAGUGUACGUGGACAUGUAAUUGAGACACGAGACUGACCAAGAUAGGAUAGUUAUGGGUUAUCACGUCUAGCAAAUAUCCGCUAUUUGUGUAAUGCAAUGGUUGUAAGUGGUUUAAGACUAUUAGAUGCCCCAAAAUUGUUAUUGGUUAUCAAGUAAUUAUAAAUUGCUCUCUCUAAAGGACACCAGGCGUGCAACUCAGAAGUAUUGGACAUUUAGACUUCGGAAUGGUAUUUACGAUUUAAAAGAUUACUCAGUAAGUAUAUUUCAUAUGUGCGUUUAUUCGGUAGUUUUUUCAGUCAUUAGAUUUGGAAUUAGUUGACAAAAUCUACGUGAUUUUACUUCAGAGAUUCAUGCGUAGGUUUUACGUGUACAACAGCCUGACGGCAUACUAAUGCGGAGUUUGUUACUAGUAGGUGGUAUACAUACAGUUACCACGUAAUGGUCCAUAUAAUUUCCAAGGUGCUUUCGAUGGAAAAUAACAUUAUUUAGUACACUACAUGUACGGCCGAGAGUGAGGAGAGUCCGCUCUCCCUCUCGAAAUGCUCUCACAUGGCCACGCGUAUAUAGCCUCUGCCAGGGAAGUCCUACUCACUGCCUUCUCGUGGCGGGGGUGUUGUUUACGAAAAGCGAAUGUCCGGCGCCUUAACCGGAUCCCAAACCAAUGAUGCACAUGGGCUCCAGUAUGCUGUGGGAACAAAUGGCGUAUGAACCAGUCGUUGGUCACCGGCUUCCAUGGGACUGCAUCUCCUUACGAUGCUUCACUGCCUUAUGGAUUAGAUCUUCAGGUCGAAGGCUCAGGGAGUGGCCCCCUAAGAAAACUACCUGCUUCGGUUUGGGCACCCGGGCAGUAUCACAGCCCUCACAGAUAUCGAAUGAGAUUUGUGUGGCGCAUAGGUAUUUGGUGCCUCCUUGUACCAAUAUCUGUGUUAAAUAAAUAAUCGUGUUCUUUUUUAGGUGUUUCGUAAGGUAUUUCUCUAGGACAAAAGUUUGUCACGUGUGCCUCUAAAAUGUCAAAUGGUUUGAUGAACAGAGGUGAUUACUUCUUCGGUGUUUUGAAGAAUACCAGUCCUGAACUUUUUUCUGUACAGUCAUCUUCAUGUUUCAGUGUAGUGAAUAUAGUGGCUUAGUAGUAAAAGUAUCCAAAAAUUGACCACUAAGUCCCGAAUUUGAACCCCAGAUUACCAACCUAGGUUUGGGCAACCUAGUAAUCUCAUUAACUGUCACACUAAAAGUUUGGCUCAUAGUAAAGUAUGUGGUGAAUGAGUUGGUUUGUUUUUUGUGUUUUUAGUGAAUGCAGGUUUAGGCAGCUGAAAUACCGCUAAUAAAUAAAUAGUGCACUCUGUCUUUAUGCUUAGAUAACAGCCCAUCACUCAAUUAUAGGGUCGUGUACUCAGUUUUUUGAGGAUUAACAAUAGAUUUUUCUGCUCAAAUCAAAGUAAAUACAGCAUAGUCCGAACGUACAACCUAAUCGUCAAGUUAAAUGUCUUCACUACUAUGCUGUCCCAAACUGCUUCCCGCUGAUUAAAUGGAUUUGCAAAGUGAGAUGAGAUUUUCAAUAAGCAUGUCUUGGUCGAAUGCAGUGUUUUAUUCAAGUUUUAUCAUUUUUAACCUUUAAGCUUUUGGCCAAAUAAUUCUUGGUGUGGUUACAUGGAUGAAGUAAGAUGCGAAUGUUUAGAUUCUAAUUCAUGCACAGUAUGUACUUAAUUAUCUUUAGGGUAGUGAACAACACUAAAUGUUCUGUCAUGUGUAUAUUUACCAUAGCACAAAUAUUUUUUCUUUGUCGGUUCAUGUAUUUUAAAUGCGUUAUUUGUAAUUGGUUCGUAUUUCUUCACAGAUGGUUUUCGUAUGAGAUACCCGAUGUGCUUUGUUCUAAUAACCACUGUAAACGAUUCACCUAGUCAACCGGAAUAUAACCCAACACCUUACGGUGAAGCAAUUCAUUUAUCAGACGUUUCCGGUCAUAAUUUAUCUACGAACGUAUCAGCGCCCCAUAUGUCGAACAAAUGUUCUGUGUAUAAUGCCCAUAUUCCUAAUAAGAUAAAAACAUCACGCUUCUGGCGAGUAAACAAACAGAGGAAACUCCCGUCUAUAAAAAUGAACACACCUGGGACGUCUUUGCUGAAAGCAGUUAUUCCUAGUAGUUCUUUGCAGUCUGAUUUUUUAGUAGAUGUUCGUCAUAUCUACCUAGCUGGAAGAACUCUCCAGUGUGCAUCGCAACAUAAUCGUCUUCCUUCUGUGAAACCAGAGUGGCAAUCAAAACGGUCACAUUCUACUGACAAAAGUGAUAUGGGUUGUAGUACUGAUGGGCUCAUAACUUCAGUAUCACCCGAAAUGUGCUCAUUGUACAUACAAGCUCCAUGUACUAUCUUGCAGUGCUGCUGCAACAGGUUUUCUCGGGUUCGUCGCACUUCUGUUGGUGGCUCGUUUCAUCAGCAAGACCCCUGUAUUCGACAUUCUUUGAAGUCAUCUAUUCAUUUCAAUGUCCCGCUCUGUGAUCGUCCAAGGACUCCGCUCCCAAUCAUUACAACCAACUUAACUGCAGCCCAUGACCCAUCUAUGCCUACUCUGAGCCCUCAGCAACCAGCUCCAAACCAAAAUUCAAACCUUAGUUCUAAUACCCUCAAUGAAUUAAAUAACGAUUUCGUUUGUGAUCAGAAUACUUCCCAGACCACACCUUCAUCCACUCACCUUUCAACAGCGCCACAACCUCCAUCACUUCUUCCUAAACCUGAAAGUAACUCGGCUUUAUCUUCGGUUUUAAAGAUACCUAACGGUUUGGUGACCACCGAUUCACCCGUUUCUUCAGAUCACCAAACACAAUAUGCAAAAAUGUCAGCCCGACACAUUCCGAUCGCUUCUGUAUCUGUAAUGAAAAGGAAUUUAUUCAAUACUUGGUUAGCCAGACAUGCAGCCCAGGAAUUGCAGAAAGAACCAUCUAGUGACAUAAAGCGUCCAAGCUUAUGUCUCAGAAUUCCAGAUCGAAUUGAAAGAGAACAGUAUAUAUGCCCAGAAGGCAUUACUUUGCAAUCUACCCUUGAGCAAUCAUCCCCAUCCUUCCCGAAUUAUAGUAUUAUCGAUGACAAUACAUCGUACAAAGAAAAUAAUGUAACUACUGACGAGUAGUAAGUGGCAUUACUGUCAAAGCUAUUUUGUAAAUAGUUAAGUCAUCAAAGAAUCAGUUUUGGGUGUUUUAAUUAGUUAUGUGAAUGGCUAUGUUCACUCUUCUGCAUGAACUAUCAUGAUGUUCGCAUUUCGAUAAGACUAAAAUUAAACGUUACAACUGAAAUGCUCUAAGUAGCCACUCAUUCUGUUUGGAGUUUUCCUGAACUAUUGCGUGUAAAACUGCAUAAAUACGUAGUACUGAUCAUCCCGUUUAACCUGGCUCAUUCUCGAAUUACACAUUUUACUUUCCUCUUGUAAAUGUUUCGAAACAUAUUAAUUAGUUCGAAAUAAAUAUGUUCUUGUUAAUUCGGGUUAAUAAAAUGUCUAAACAUUAUUAAAUGAUGAAACUUUUCGGUCACUUUAAGUGAUCAGUUUUUAAACGGAAUUUCUUCACAUUUUUUUAGCGCAAUCCUUUCCUUUAUUUCAGGUCUGUUGUUGUUAACGCUAAUAUUGAUUUACACAUCCAGUUGUAUAAGGACUCUGCCCACACUCGAGCUAAGCCGCUUAUUUUUUAAUUUAUUUUGACGCAAACAUCAAUAAAAAAGGGCGCCAGUAUAUCUAUGCGCCACAUACUAAAAAUGAAGCUGUGAUGAAUUAGGUAAAGGAAAGUGAGUAUAAUAAAAAAAAUGACAAAAGUGGAUAAAAGUUAGUGUAUGAGAGUGAAAUAAUAAUAAUUGUAAUAGGAGGAGGAGCGGUUCGGUUAAGAAAAAUGCAACCACAAAGAAUUCUUUCAGUUAAAUAAGUUACACUUUUAUGAAUAAAGUUACAGCAGGACCGCCAUUGGCAUCUGUUCUGAGCCUAGUCUGAUAACUUCUCAAGCCACUAUGUUGCAUCGUCUCUUAAAUCCCAGCCAGGGUAUCGUAAAGAUCCAACAGAUGUGUUGCUGUCAAUCUUGGCACUGCCAUCUACCUUGGUACUACACUACCUUAGUGGUGUAAAGAUAGAUUUCUGUAGUCACUUGACACAUAGUUUGUAAUCUCACCAUGUUUGAGAGUUUAUAUGUAUUAUGUGAAAAAUCACUAUCUGGAGCUUUAUAAAAUUUCCAGUUCGUUUAGAAACAAACGCCCUCGUACUGCUAUCUGCCGCACUGAUUUCAACGAAUGCAGUUUGAAUGAUGGCGCACAAGGAAUUACAACAGAUAUCACAAAUGUCAACUUCACUUCUGCCAAUUCAUGUAAGUUAUCAUACCUUAUCAACAUUUUCUAAUGUUAUUGUGCUAUCGCUCUAACUCACUUAUUCAUUUCUAGAUUCCCCGGAUAUGAAGGUCGGAGUUACAGAAUGCAAUGGUUUAAUCGAUGACCAACACAUUAAUCCAGGAGCAUUGGAAACAAAUACUCAUUCUGGAUUGAUGCAUUCUAACGGUUCCAUCAUAAAUAAUUCAAGUGGCACUUUCAGUCGCAACGUUGGACUAAUCACUCACAGAGGAGUCAGUCUCGCUAGCAGUACAGGUUCUGGACCGAUCGGACCAGCAGAACUAGCUUUAAUGCUUCCCACACCACCAUCCCAUGACGCACCUCAACCUAGUCCUGUUGAUGGUGUCUCAGUGUCCACCAACCGUAUGAACCCUUCAACAACUUCAGUAAGCACCCCUGGGCCUGGCUCUCCGUCUGUUCAAACAAUCCAGGACUCAUUAUCUUCCAAUGUAGCAGACACAUCGUCACAUUCGAUUCCUGUACCCUUCCAGUCUGCCAAUUCGCCACCGUCUUGUCAAAAUCAAGAGUUAUGGCAUCUUGCUAAACUGCCAUGCAUUCAAAACCUCAGUAGCGUCAGCAUGGAAUCUCAAGACUGGUCUUUCGUUCAACCUUGCGCUGCCUAUCUCGGUAUGACAAGUAACUAUCAAAUCCCUCAUGACGAAAUUUCAUUAUUCGCAAAGUCUCUACCUCAGCUGAAAUGGUCAUAUGACCAUCGUGCAUCAAACCAAAAAUCUGUCACAUCAGAUUGUUUAGAUCCACAUUUUACACCUAAUGGGUUGAUUGUCAACACUGGGAAUCAGUCUGCGACAUCUAAGUCUUGGCUAAUGUCUCCCAAUUCUUUUCCUCUAACUUCAUUACAUCGAAAUGUUGCAAACACUGAUAAUAAACCUUGUUCACCUCAACAACUGAAUGAGUCUGGGACUACCUAUUCUAUCACAGGGUUUGUGAAGUCAGCAGAUUGUACGAAUCCUAAUACCAAUUACGUAGAGGAUUUCACAGAGUGGUUAGCCAGCCUACUUGAAACCAAUGGACUUUUAGUAAAUUUAAUCCUUUCAGAUUCUAUGCUAAAUUUAUUCAAAGACCAUAAUUUUGAUUCCUGUAACAUUUGUGAAUGCACGUCAUCCAUACUUGGCUCUGAAAUUGGUCUUUACUUAUCCAAUUCAAUAUCUACAACGUCACCUUGUAGUAGAUCAGGACGAACAAACACUUCAACUUUUGGAAGUCAUGAUCUAGUUGGCGGGUCUGGGUUCCAUUUUACACGAGGAUGUAAAUGUGGUUUCAGUGCUGUGAUGAACCAGAAAUAUGUAGUUAAUGGAAAUCUAUUCUAUGAAGAUGAGAUUGAAGUAACCCGAUUGUCUGUUCGGUCUUCUUUGAGUCAGAACAAUGAAAAUCCAUAUACUCGUCCACCGAACUACCGGACACGUCCAGGUUGGUGGGUAACCAGUUCUCAUCCUUCUGUUAGUCAUUUGCUUUUACUUCAACGGAUAAUGAGUAGCGUAUUUGAAGAAUUUAGUGUACGACAGAUAACAGAUCAACUAAGAUGGAAUAUGUUGUCGUGUGACCAAGUCAUUAAAGAAAAUAAACUAGAAUAUGAUGAUGCUUGUGCUCUAAUUUCGUCGGCUAUUCGCAAUUCCGUUGAAACAGUGCGUCCACGCAGAGUAGUUGGCCAUGUUGACAAUAUUGAUUCCAUUACCAAUGGUACACCUCAUCCGGCUUCCGAAACUGGUGCGUAUAUUCACCCAUCUUUUUUUCUAAAAGCUCAUUCUAAGAUGCCUCAAAAUCAAAACGACCAGAUUCGCUUAUUGACAACAAUGCGUCCUUGGCUUCAGGAGGCCAUUUCGUCUACUCGUAUGUUAGAAUCAAACUAUACGGUUGAUGGACCAUUAACUUGGAAAGCAUUCCAUCAACUUGCUGGUCGAGGCUCUGAUGAAACUUGUAAACCUCAACCGAUUCCUCAGUUGCGCGUUAGCAGUUGCGACCAAGAAAACUUGUUAAUUUCUCCAUUCGCUCUUCGUGAUUGGGACCGAUUAUCACUAUUUCCAUUAUCGCGACCUAAACGUAUUGCUUAUGCUGUGAUCUUGCCUUCUGACUCUCAUAUACUCUCUGAUUUGACAUAUAGUAUUCCUAAUGUUCUGAUGUCUGAGGGCACCGAUGCAAAUUCUUCAUCGACCUCAAACUCACUAAGACGUACUCUUAUUGAUUUUCUGAAAGAACUGUCACAUACCUAUGAAGCUUGCCAUCUUGGCCAGCAUUUCCCGUAUUACAAACCAGAAGCAGGUUCUCCUGAUACAGCGUUUAUACCCGUCUUUCCAAAUCCAGAACGUCUUUCAAUAUCAGAAUCUGAUAACUUCGUAAGUAUUCAUCCGGAUCUUCUGAAAACUCUUACAGAACAACUAGGUAAUCAUUCACUAUAUGGAGAAUCAAUACUACGAAUUAUUCAAAACUACGCCUGCUCUUCAGUGAACUCCGCCAUAGCUGCAUUGAAGAAACAUGGUGUUGCUGUGGAGUUUAGUUCUGAUACGAAUCUUCGCUCUGCCUUGUUCCCACCUUUUGAAUCAAUAAAGUCAGAGAAGCCUAACGUCCCUGUAAAAAUCAGUCAAGAUGAUAUAAAAUUGAAUAUUGUAAACCGACUUUCAGUUCCAAGUAGAAUGGAUAGUAGCUGCUCUGUACGCUACAGUAAUGGUGAUGGUUCCUUCACCACAUCCUUGGAUACAUCCUCUUGGGGAGCGGGGAGUGAUGUUUAUUUAGUAAUAUACAUUCUAAAUCCUUUCUGCUACUUGUAUGAUAUCAGUAUGGAGCUUGGUCGUCUUGUUAUGCAGUCAUUAGUCGGUUCUGCCAAUCAUAUAUUGAAUUCUUUGCCUGAAUCGUGGCGUGCACGUGUCACUACACAAAUUUUAUCAGUUGAUCAUGUCAUGUCUGACUAUUUGCCCCGUUUACGACCUUUAGCACUGGCAAUUUACACAUCUGUGAAUCGUUUCAUUGAGCCCAGUUUAAUAAAUGCAAAUCGUACAUUAACGGGUAUAGGUCCAGCAGCUGAAAAGGAAAUUAUUUCAAAUGACAAAGACGUAAGUUAAACCAAAGUUUAAUACUUCCUAAUGCUUCGGGUAGUUGUUUAACAAUCCCUUUUAAAAAAAAAUCAUUGGCCAUCUUUCCCAUCACCUACUAAAAGCAGAACUUUCAUUCGGUCAAGUUUCAAAUUGUUCUUUUUCUAUGUGUAUGAUUCCGUGUUAGUGGUUUCUGUAGAAAAAUACUAUACUGUUGACCUUGAGCUUAUUAUUAGCAAACUAGAAAAUAAAAGCAGCAAAAUUAUAGCGGAUAAAUAAAUUUGAUAUUAUUAAUGAACCUUUACACGUUGCGUUAUUUAUUAUAGUAAACGGAGAGAGAUUAGGUCUAGGUAUUCGGAGUUAGGUUAAAGUUAUAAAUAACGAUUAGGGUUUUCGUCACGAAUGAACGUCAGCUAUAAUGCAAUGAUGCUUUAUUAUCCUUUCAAUGAUAAACGUAGUUAACAGAGUAGCAUGUUUGAGGAAAAGUGGUUUCGGGGUUAGACCAUAUGGCAUGCAACCGUUGAGUUUUAUUUCCAAUUCAGAUGUCAUGAACAUCAGUUCGACCAACUUGAUUAGACCAUUAAAUUUCAUACAUGAAAUAUUGCUUGAAGCUAAAUACAUAGAUAUGUAUUUGGGUUACUGAGUAACAUUUAACUCUCUCAUAAUCAAUUACUGUAUCGUUUGCGGAUUUUGCCAAGAAGAUCAAUUGCUCACCAUUAAUGUUGAAAGCUCAUUUUAUUUACAGUUUUCUUUUCAACUCUCUACUUUGCAAACAUCGUGCAUAUUUUUAUUCUUUGUUAUUGUCUGUUUUUUGUUGUUGUUUUUAUUUAAUUUUAUUAGGGUGAAUGCUAUUGAUUUACUUUAAAUUCAAUUCUCUUUUCUUUUGUAUGUAAAGAAAAUAGUUAUUUGUUAGUUGUGAACUAGUCAAUUAACCUAGCCAGCUCUCUAUCUAAAUAUAAUUGAAAUGCACCUUAUAUGAUUAAAAAUCUGUUCAAUAAUGAUAUAUUUUAUCUAGGUUGAAUUUACUGACCUGUAAUUAUUCAUUAACUGGUAGAAACAAUUGAAUUUGUUGUUAUCAUCAUUUUGUAUUCCUUAUUCAUAAGAAAUAAUGAAUAUUAAGUAUCAUUUUGUGUUUUUAAAUUCUUCGCGUGUCUACACAACGUAUCAUAAAUAACAGAUUAUAUAUAUGUGUAUCUGUUAGUCACUGACCGUGCUUACUUAAAACACACCUAAUGAUUGUCAUUAUUCAUAAUGAACAAAUUUAGAAGCGACAAACUUUUCUAUUGAACUGUAUUAGUUCGCCGCAACUUUAACACUACUUUUAUUCUCCUCUAAAAUCAAUGUUUGUCUAUAAACUAGAGAAAGAAUUUUCUCGAAGUGACUUUAUUAAGUGUAAUUCACACAUAUACACACAGUACUUACAGGUACAACUUCAUAUAGUAUUUAUUUAGUUUUUACAUGUGCUUGUUAUAUUUAGUAGAAUAAACUCAGAAUGAUAAUUUCUUGUUUUAUGCAGAAAUUUGUUUUCUUUUUGUAUAGCAGCUGUGUUGUAGAUUGCAAUGAAAUGUUAGCCAUUUAUUAAAUAUUGCUCGUAGUUUGGUAUCCUAAGGUGGUAUGAUUAAUUAUUUUGGUUAAUUUAUUGCUGAUUAUAACAGUGGGAAUACGCUACUAUGUCAGUCAGUCAGUAACAACGUAGAACUUCGUAUGUACGUACAUCAGUUCGAGUUGCCACACCACAUUAGCACAGAGAUGCAGUGGUCGAUUCAAAUCCCGUAGUACUAGAUUGUAUGCUGUAAUCAGAAAAAUUAGGGUUUGAAGAUGUUAUUCAAGGAGUAUAAUCCAGUGAAAUAAAUUUGGAAAGAUAAAAAAAGGGACAUGAAUUAUUCAGAAAAUUAGAAUCUGGGAGAACACAAAGAGGUGGGUGCACCUGCGCCAUUGCAAACGAUUUUGAGCCAUGUCAUUCAGGGUCUCUAACCAUCGGUUGCUAUCAUAUCGCGGUCCCCAACCAGGUAGUCUACACCUACCAACAUGACUCAGUCUACUUGUCAGUGACUUCAUGGACUUGUGCCAUGUUUUGGUCUGACCGCCCCUAGUUUUCUUUCAAUCUACUCCUAUACAACAAAGCAUCGCACAUCGAGGCAGUCGGUGGUUGGGCAUACGUAACACAUGUCCUAGCCAUCUCAACUAAUGAAGUUUCACUACGUCAUCAAUUGAUUUGCCAUCCUUACCUAGUACCUGUUUCCUAACAACUGCAUUACUUACUCGAUGGUCCCAGGAUAUACGAGCAAUAUUUCGAAGACACUUAUGAUCAAAUACACUACUAUGUAUAUCUAAUGCUUGUUCCAACUAUUUGAAAUCUAACAAUCUUUAUAAAUAGAUCAAAUAAUUAGGUGGAAAAAAGUGGCAGUGAACACAGCAGACUGAAUAAGUUAAGGGAUGAAAUUGUUUAUGAAAAGCUGAUAUGGCAAUUUGUGAAGACUUGCAUUUCCCCCUUUUUGAUAUUCAGGACUGAUAUUGAUCAGUUAAACUUACACAAUUAACUUCAUAUCUGUUGAACAAUUUAGAGGCUGUCUGGUAACAGCUUGAUGAAUAAUGUAUUGGUGUUUAAAGGGUUACGUACUGCGUAUAAGUUCAGCUGACGAGUUUUUGACAGAACGAAACCCAACUCUUGGAUUCCGUGGCUAAUCGUAAUCCAUUUAUUUUUACUGGUGUAUUUUUCCUGGAACAUUUUUCCAUCUCACCGAUGUUAACAAUAUGUUUGUAAUUAUUUUGUAUUUCAAGAAAUAUUAAAAGAACUAUGUAUCACUGAAUGCUUUUAUGAAGUCUGAGAAAAGCCUACACUUUUUAGUCCCAUGAAAUAUUUUUGUAAAGUUAAUUGUUCUUAGUUCCUACCAACUUUUUGCUACCCGUAUACUCGAUGAAUAAGUUUUGAAUUGAUGUGAAGCAAAUGUUUAGUGGUUAAAAUGUGACUUUCAACUAUCGGGUUGCCACCUCACAAUUGUCUCCAUAUAUUUAAGUGUAACCAAUUACAUCAUCCUCACCAAUAUUAUAGUAUGGAUCAAGGCUGUUUACACAGACUUACUAUUCAUCUUAUUAAUUUCAUAUAGAUAAUCUGGUAUUUGACAGCUUGAGGUGAUACGCACUUAUAACAAGCUAUGUGUUGGUUAUAACUGUUUAGCUGUUCUUGGUUAUUUACUAUUGAAUUGUAUAUUAGUACUUAGUCGUAUGUAUAAGUUUAAUUGUCGAAUUUUCGCACUGUUAUUUUUUAAAUAUAUCUACCUUUACACUUUUAAACCAUAUCAAUUUAGAGCUUCCAUAAACGAACUAUAUUUGCGCCUCCAUAUACGCUCAUGAACUCACGUGAUGUACUCAGUCAACUAGAUAUUUCAUCAGAACCUAUUGACCGGUCGUCUGUUUUAUUUGUUGCAUAUUGUCUUUCACAAGAUCAACAAUGGCUUCUUGCUACAUUUACAGAUGAACAAGGUGGAUUAUUAGAUCAUACUUUAAUUAAUAUUCGUGUCCCAACAAGAUAUUUUACUGAAAUAGAAAAUCAACGUUUUCAGCCAACAGAAUCAAAUAAACAUAUAUUAAGCCCUCGUCGUAUUGGGCUUGCACGACUUUGGGAUUAUAUUAUUAAUUUGAUCAGUCAAACUGCCAACGCUUGGCGACUUGUAGUAGGAAGAAUUGGUAGGUUGGGACAAGGAGAACUAAAAGGUUGGAAUGGACUGUUAGGACGCAAAAGCCUUCAGGAUGUAAAUAAAUUUUUUCGAGAGCGCUGUACUGCAUGUAGUAUAUCAUCUUGUGUUCCUUCACAUUCGUCAUCCAUUAAUAAUGGUUCUAAGCCUAUGUUAAAUCUAGUCAAUAGUUUCACUGGAGCCAGUAGUUGUACUCAUGAACUCCCAAGUUUAAUCAGCGCGUGUCUUGUUUCUCUCGAACCUCAAAGCACAUUUCGUGUAUAUCCUGGUUUUGGUUUGUGUUCAGAUGAAUCAUGGACGUACGGAGGUGGUGGAGGCGGUAGUAACGCAGGUGGUGGUGGUGGCUCUGGAAGUGCAGGUAGCACUGGUGGUAGUGGUGGUCUGAGUAACGGCGCUAACAGUGCAUUUUAUGGAGCCAAUGCUUCACCAUUAGCUAUGCGUAUGAUGUCACUUUUAGGUACUCCAACAACGUCUACAGAAACACCUAGUGCAACCCAUAUUCUUGUCUUUCCUACUAGUACUUCAGCAAGUGGUGUGUCUGUAAGUUGAUUUUUCAUUUAGUAUUAAGAUUUUUGCAUACAAGUUUGUUUGUUGUACUUAAAUCGUACUUUUAUAAAUUAUUUGCUGUCAUUUGAAUGAGAAGUUGAACAGGUUUCCAUAAAAAUUAUAGUAUUUCAAUUACUGGAAAUUAUGCACAAUUUCAAACCCCGUUUAUCGACACUUGUUCCAUUCUCUAAAUAAUUUUUAAGUAGUGUCUUACAUCUAUACUUUGUGUAUGAUCCAUAAUUUUGUUGUUAGGAAACAACUAUUAGUGUAUCUAUGGUUCUAGUUUUACAGACACGUGCUACCAUAAUAGCCGCAGUUGAACGUGUAGUUCAUAAGUGACUUUUAUAAGCGUUGUUUUUUCUAAUUUUAGCCACUUGGCUUCUCAUCAGAAUCUAUUUCUGUAAAUGCUGCCUAUCACUUCAUAUUCUACUAGUGUCCUCAAUUUUAGGUGAUAGUUUUUUCCCACAUAAAGAACAAUUCAGAUGGUUAGAGUUUUCAAGUAUUUCUAUCCAGUCUAUACAUACAUCGACUCGAUAAACAAUGGUGUAAAAUGGGUUUUAAAGUCACUAAUUAUGUACUCGUAGGUGUUAUGUGACAUUAAAAAUUAUUAUGAUUGGUAUAGACUGUUGUAGAGCAUAGCUUUGAGUGCAUUUUUGCGAUUGAAGUUUGUGAAUGUUAGAAUAGUGAACAAAGUCUUGAUCAUUGAGUGAAGCUCUUUGAUACUAUGUGCCUGUCAAAUAACUACUCAUGAUAUAGAACUACGGACACAAUCCCUCGUAUGAACUCUUGUCGAACAGCAAGACAACUAACCAGCGGAAUAAGUUUUGUUUUUCAUAAAAAUAACAUAUUUCCAUACAAAAUAUUCGAUGCGAAAAUAAACUCUUUAUUUGACAUCAAAUAAGCGAUAAAAGGGGUAAGAGUUUUGUCGGUCAAUCAUUUUUGCCGAUUGAAUUAAAACUUUGUGUUCUUGUUAGCUGCCGCAUCAUAGACGUAUUUACACAUAAUUUUGUUCAAGAUAACAUACAAUAUCAAUCUGUAUCUGCCUACUCUUCCUCUCAUUUUUUUUAAAUUGUCAAAAGAUGAUAUACUAUUUUGACCCGUUUGUCCACGAUCUUACGAUUUUCAACUUCCCUGUCACUAGUUCAAAUCUCGCUCUACCCACCUCGACUUAGUUAAUUUUCCACAUCACGAAUGAAGUAUACAGUCAAGUGAACAAGUCUUAACUAGAUUUCUUUACUUUUAAAUAGUCGGUUAAAACGUCCGUAAAUAUGUGUAUACGCAUGUAUGCAGUAUUUUAACGAUAGUUAAUUAUUAUUUUUGAAGCAGAUAGUAUUAUAAACUCACAUGAACAUAAGUCUGUAUUUGAUAGAUGAGUAACUAAAUUUAUUAAAUGUUCUUCUUGCUUAGUUAUUUCCCAGAAAUCUGAUUUAUCAAUUAUUUGUGGUUUAAUGGUUUCAACAUUUUUGAGCCUAUUUAAUUUUUAGGAACAUGAGCCUUCAGGAUUAGCUGAAGUCAUCUAUGGGAUGGGGUCCGAUGAUAUGAAUGUAUUUGACUGGCUUCUUCCCAACGAUCCUGGCCUUGAUGAUCUCGUUCCUCCAAACGGAUCAACAGCAGAAAUGUUGGCUGACUUCGGUAAUCCAUCUGAAUUAAAUUUCGGCUUGUCCGACCUAGGUCCACCUGUUUGUGUCAGUGGUGUUAAUGAUGGUACGGGGAAGUCAUCUAAUGGUAGAUUAGGCGAUGGUAGUGAUGUUUUGCAUGGACACAAUGAGUACGCUGUCGGUCUUCAUGACAAUCGGGGACAUGGGUGUUCUGAUGUUAUGGGUUUACGUGGACUUGAUUCUGGACUACUGGAUUUGGGACCAAAUCAUGUAAGUAACGUUGGAGGUUAUUUGAGUGAACAUUCAUUCAGUCAUGCUAUAAAUCCUCUCAACACAAUGCCAUUCGGAAUACAUGAUCCUACAGAUGAAGUGGGAAGUUUAAUGCAACAACCCUUGGCCAUGGGAUAUUACAUAUCUACAGCUUCUGCUGGUCCACUGCCCUCGUGGUUUUGGAUUGCUUGUCCGCAUUCCAAAUUUCAGUAUCCAGUUUGUUUGAAGUCUGCUCUGCAUUUGCAAACUACACUGGUUGGUGUUGAUGAUGCUGCAGCCGCAGCUCCUCCACCGACUGGGGGUUCAAGCGGUCCGGGAGUUGGACCGUCGUCAAAUCGUCCGGGACAUCUUCUAGAUUCAAGCAGCACAUGUGAUGUAUUAAGAUACGUUUUAGAAACAUAUAAUGCUUUAUCUUGGUUAACCAUUGAUCCAACAACAAACGAUCGUAGAACUUGCUUACCUAUUCACAUUCUUUCCUUAUCACAAAUAUACCAGGCUUUUGAAGCAUUCACUUGAUUUUAUUGCAUCUCUGUAAUUUAUUUGUAGAUAUUAAGUAAUGUCUUUUUUUUUUAAAAAAAGAAAUGAUGGCAGCUUGUAAUAUGCCAGUAAAUCUUUCAUGAAAAUUUAAUGAUUUCUCUAUCAUAUCCCUUAUUAUUUACAUUUUAUCCUUUCACUUAUUUGUUCUUGCCAGUUUGUAAAUUGAUAUUGUUUAUUUCCAUCAGGGUAGAUAUUACUUAAUCAUAAUGUUUAUGAUAAUAAUUGUAUUACCAACCAUUUAAUUAUGUUUAUUGAUUAACCUUACAGAUAUUUCAUGUGUUAGCCUAUUGUAAUUUUUUGUACAGACUUAGUGUUUAUGCUUUUCUUUCCUGGACAAUAUAUAUAUAUAUAUAUAUAUAUAUAUAUAUAUAUAUAUAUAUAUAUAUAUAUAUAUAUAUAUAUAUAUAUGUUGAGCUAGAUUUUCGAUUAGUCGUCUAUUUGUGUGCCUUGUUCUUUCUUAACGUGGACUUUUUUGUCAAUAAUGAAUGUGUAUGUGCGCUUUGUCCAUUUCAUUUCCCCCCCCCCUGAUUUCAGUCUCGUAAACUGACAUCAACUCUCAACGCUCGAAUUCUAAUCGUAUUUUAUUAAUAUUUCCAUUGUUGGUCAAUUUUGACUGUAAAUGUAUAUAAAGUGAUCAUUUUAUUCUUUACAUAGAAAUAAUUAAUUCCGAAUUGAUUUGUUUAAAAAUCACUAUUGUUUAACAUAAGUCUUUUAUCAUUGUCAUGCAUUCCAUAGUCUAAAGCGAUUAUAUUAGAGCCAGUUACAAUGGAUUAACUUUGCCUUUGCUUUGCUAAGCAGUGGUUUUACUUCAAUUGAAAUAUCACUUAAGAUGAUUUUGUAUGCGUAUGUGUCAUUUUCAGCUUUUAUAACUAACCAAUAGAUUGGUUAGAUUUGUAGCAGUCUGAAGAGUAAAUCAAUUAGUAAAUGAAAUAUGUAUUUCACAACAGCAUUUAGUAAAAAUGAUAAAUUCUACCGUUUUGUGUGGUAGUUUCUGAGAACCUUUCUAUGCGAUAGAAAAACACAAGAAAAUUAUUUUACAGAUGCUAACCUCAUUGAACUCG